Messenger RNA from Rhincodon typus (whale shark), 1180 nucleotides. RefSeq names its product phosphopantothenoylcysteine decarboxylase (gene ppcdc). Gene Ontology annotation, cellular component: phosphopantothenoylcysteine decarboxylase complex. The transcript is spliced from 4 exons. The coding region runs from base 97 to 465 and encodes 122 amino acids. Gene Ontology annotation, biological process: coenzyme A biosynthetic process. Lineage: Eukaryota; Metazoa; Chordata; Chondrichthyes; Orectolobiformes; Rhincodontidae. Gene Ontology annotation, molecular function: phosphopantothenoylcysteine decarboxylase activity; FMN binding. The record is from RefSeq and is a predicted model, not a curated record.
GUUGAAUUAAUAGUGGUGACCACAGAACAUGCAAAACACUUUUAUGACUCCAAAGAUGUUCCUGCUAAAAUAUAUAGUGAUUCAGAUGAAUGGGAGAUGUGGAAGCAGAGGUCAGAUCCUGUUCUACACAUAGAUUUGAGGAGAUGGGCAGAUCUAAUGGUGAUAGCACCUUUGGAUGCCAACACGCUGGGAAAAAUAGCCAAUGGAAUCUGUGACAAUUUGUUGACUUGCACGGUUAGAGCCUGGGAUCUUAAGAAGCCGCUACUCUUCUGCCCAGCAAUGAACACUGUAAUGUGGGAGCAUCCGAUUACAGCAACACAGAUCCAAACACUCAAGAGCUUUGGUUAUAUUGAAGUUCCUUGCAUUGUAAAGACAUUGGUGUGUGGAGACAAAGGUUAUGGGGCAAUGGCAGAGAUAUCAACAAUCGUGGAAAAGGUAAAAGAAUACUUGGAACAGUCUGCAUAGCUGCUGAUGAUGGGGGACCCAGAGACAACUUUGAAACAUCCACAAUCUUUCACUUCAUUUUCUGUAGAAUAUCAGUUUAUUACUUAUAAUCCUAAUCAAAUUAUGCAAGCAUUAUUAUUACUCAGAGUUGGUUACUGAAACUAAAGUGAUUGAAAAUCAACUCGACAUGUUGUAAAUUGGUAGGCUACUGCUUGGAAACUGCCUGCAAUGUCAAAAAUUCACCAGUAAUCUUGUUAUAAGGCUGUUGAGGACAAGCAGCUUCUGUGAACGUUCCUGUCUGAGGUGAGAUGUUAGCCCAGGCACCUGCCCACAUUAUGACUUCGCCUGUAAAGGAAAUAUGCUUCAGACUAAGACCAUGUAGCAGUGAACAUCAUAACUGCUGCACCCUUGUAGUAUUGAACAAUUUGGGCAUACAUGAUGCCAGGUUUAUGCCAGUAGAAGAUGGCAUCGGCAGUUUAAUACAAUGGAUUAACACAUUCAGUCUGAAUUAUAGAAUUACAUUUCUUUUAUAAGCAAUAUUUAAGAACAACUGUUAUUAAUAUUUAUUGUCUGAAGCAUUCGCUGUGUAUUGCUAGAUCAGACACUUGUUCAUGAUGUGCUCCAAUUCUGUCUUGUGUUACCUUGAAACAAAUGCUUGGUUUUAUAAUGGUCUUGUGCAUGUGAUGAGAACUUGCCUGAUGCAAAAGAAUUUAAAAAUAAAAAGUAGAUUUUCCAA